Molecule: messenger RNA, 1064 nt
Organism: Pocillopora damicornis (cauliflower coral)
Lineage: Eukaryota; Metazoa; Cnidaria; Anthozoa; Scleractinia; Pocilloporidae
Molecular function (GO): toxin activity
Source: RefSeq, a predicted model, not a curated record
UGUAAUAAAAAUCGCUCGUCUUCAUUAUGAGCCGCACGUCAUGCCAGAGAAUAAUGGAGACUGUGCUCCAAUUCCCGACCGGGGUGUAGAUAUGUGUGUCUGUUCGAUAGCCAUUGGACCCAACAAAUUCGAUGAAGCAGAGAUCAAAAAGAAGGGUAAAAGUAUCAAGAACUUCUGCUUUGGAGUUUACUAUAACAGGAACAGCAACGCAUGCUCGCUGGCUAAGAGAGAUUACAUGAAAAAAAACGCCGGAGAACGUCUGACUGCCAUUAAAUCCUACUGGAACAAACAAGUGGGAGAAACGGUGAAGAACUGGGUGAAGACAGCCAAUGAACUGAAAUCACUGAAGGAAAAUAUGAAGAGGUCCCUGUCCUUUCGAGAAAGAAUCCAGUUUGAUCAGGAAGUUGCAGCUUACCAUGCCAAAAGUAAUCAUGGGAUGUACUAAUGGGCAACACAGAAUGACAGCCGGCCGAUGACUGUUUUGGAAAGUGUGCGUUUCUUUUAUUGGAUUUAUUAAGACGAUAAUUUUUUUCAACAGCUGGUUCGUUUGCUAUCAUUAGAGUUACAACCGUGGGUAAUUUAGGGACGCUAAGAGUAACUUUUUUUUGUUUGUGUGUUUACAUAUAAUCCAGGCUCAUUAGAGCUUACCUCGUUUGAAAAGUUUGUGCAGCUUUUUUUAUGUUUAAGGAAGAGUUGAUGAAUAAAUUGGUGGGUUAUCUUGAACAAAUAAUGUUUGAAAAAAAAAAAAAAAAACGUACUGACGAAAGGUGUGUAUGGGUUACUGAGUCGUUACUGCUGAGCAAACUCAAAAAGUCCAUCAAGAAAAAAAAAACAGGUCAGAUCAUAAUAUUAUUUAGACUCAUCAAAGGUGUGAAAAACGAAGAUGUUCCUAGAGCUUCCAGGACUUUAUUCCUCAAUGAGAUCGAGAGGUAAAACUUUAUCGGGAAGUAUUUAGACUCCUUUCCAAACAACAGAAGAAGCGAAAGAUACAUGUCCGAAGAGUGAGGUUCUGAUCUGAGAAGUUACGUGAUCGAUUACGUGAUCCAAUAAAAGAUAGGUACAAA